Molecule: messenger RNA, 3282 nt
Organism: Daktulosphaira vitifoliae (grape phylloxera)
Lineage: Eukaryota; Metazoa; Arthropoda; Insecta; Hemiptera; Phylloxeridae
Gene: NAT1
Product: eukaryotic translation initiation factor 4 gamma 2
Exons: 4
Coding region: 675-2921 (748 amino acids)
Cellular component (GO): eukaryotic translation initiation factor 4F complex
Molecular function (GO): translation initiation factor activity; protein binding; mRNA binding
Source: RefSeq, a predicted model, not a curated record
AUGAUUGCCCGACAAUGACGGCGAGAGACACUGACUACAGCGCACCCGUGUUGGUUCUCUUCGUAAAUUUUGUGCAUAGUGUCACUUCAAUUGAAAUUUUGUUUUAAAUUUUUGUAUAUUUCUAGGUAAUUUAUAAAUUUUACACCAUACGUGUUCUGCACUUUGUAUAAUGGAUUUUCUGAAUUAAAGGAAUUCAAUGAAAGUUAAACUGUGAUAUUCAUUAUUGAAGAAUUGUUUAUUUAUAAUUAAAUAUUAGUCUUUACUCCACACCUAUAUUGGUGUCUUUAGAAAAGUUAAUUUAUUUGUUGUUGGAUAAGAAGGAAGAAGAGAUAUAUUCGUCCCAGUAGGCGAAACGUAAAGACACGACGGACGUCUACGCAGAACGCGGGGGUGCUUCUCGUGUCUUCGGAGGAAGGGACGACGCCCGUUCCGAAUCCAAUCAGCAACCGCGUUGGAUACCUCCCUCGAUAAUUAGACGCGAUGCACUCGCCCAAGAGGAUAAUAAUGACGUUGUGUUUCGCAAGGUUCGCGGAAUACUUAAUAAACUUACUCCCGACAAAUUUCAAAAAUUGAGUGAUGACAUUUUACAAAUUGGUUUAAACACUAGUGAUGUUUUAAAAGGUGUCAUAUUUUUGAUUUUUGAAAAAGCUCUAGAUGAACCUAAGUACAGUUCUAUGUACGCACAGUUGUGCAAACGACUUAGUGAUGAGACUUCAAAUUUCUUAAUUGAUCAAGAUCCUAACACUUUUCGUGAGUUACUAUUAAAAAGGUGCAAAGUAGAGUUUGACAAUCGUUCAAAAGCUACUGCUGAAUUUGAAAAUGACAAUAGUUCUCCAUUAUCGCCAGAAGAUGAAGAACGUCGACAAGUGGCCAAGCGUAAAAUGCUUGGAAACAUUCGAUUUAUCGGUGAACUUGGUAAAUUGGAAAUUGUGGCAGAACAAAUAUUGCAUAUGUGCAUCCAACAGUUAUUCCCACGCAAGUCCAAUGUCAAGGACACGUCGGAGGACCUCGAGUGCUUGUGUCAGAUAAUGAAAACUUGUGGAAGAAUAUUAGACACUGAAAAGGCAAAGCCACUAAUGAAUCAGUAUUUUGAUAGAAUUUCUCAGUAUGCUGAACAUCCUGAGUUACCUUUAAGAAUAAAAUUUAUGUUGAUGGACACAAUUCAACUUAGGAAAGACAACUGGGUGCCACGUAAAGCUACAACUACUGAAGGACCAAUGCUUAUGGAUCAGGUUACUGAUAUUGUAAGCGGGGAAACUAAUGGACAAAACCAAAGAAGUAUCCAAUUGCAAAAUGUUAACCAGUCCAAAGAAAUGUUUAGACGCUCACUGAAAAUACGAGAUGAUAUGAUAAGUUCUACUCCGGUAUUACCAUUUAAUUCAACAAUGCCUGAUAAAUUUAAUUCAAUAAAUGGUUUUACGAAUUCCUCAAAUAACUAUUAUAAUGUGAAUGGACGAAAAAAUCCAGGACUUUUGAAUCUAAAUUCUGGCAACAAUUAUUAUUCCCCAGCUAGAGUAAAUUAUACUAUAAACACUCAGCAGACAAAUAAUGUCAAUAGUAACAUGAAUAACAACAAUAUGAAAGAUCUGGGCCCAAAUAUUAAAAAACUUCUACGUGCUCAACAAGGUACGAAGCCAGAAGAUAUGUCACUACGUCCAGCUGCUAACAGUAUGUUAUGCAAACCUAUUCAAAUUAAACCUCCUCCAUUAUCAAUGACUAUGGGACAAACACAUCAAAAUAAGCCAGUAACAGAGGUGCAGCAAAUACAAUUUAAACAAACUGGACAAGAGAAACAUAAACACCAAAAAAAAGAUAAAGGCGUUUCUAAAGAAGAAGCCAUUAAAAAAGGUUUAGAUAUUUUAGAUAAACUUGGUACUGAUCCAUCAAUGGAUGCUAAUAAAGCAGCUAAAUCAUUUGGUGAUAUAAAAGUGCCUGAACGUUAUCUGGCAGAUGUAAUGUAUGUUCUUCUUUUUGAUAGACUUCGAAAAAGAGUUGAUUUAGAUGAAGACUUACUGCUUCGUUUUACUCAAGAGACAAAAAAACAAUGUAUUAUUUCUAAUACAAAUGCUUUAGAUUGUCUAAAACGAUUUUUAUUAAAAGGUCCAGAUUAUGAAUCUGAUGAUGACAAAACUUUAUAUAAACGUUUUGCUAAGUAUGCUGCAGAAUUUUGUCAAAGUUCAACUACUCUAUCAGAACUUGCAGAUACUGUAGAAAAUGGUAGAAGGUAUCCUGCAUUAUUAAUGCUUUUACAAGAAUUGAAUGAAAAAAUUGGAAAAUCUGAAUUAUUGGCAAUAUUUAAAGAAAGUAAAAUAAAUUUACUAAACACAUUACCAGAAUCAUUACGAACUAAAGAGCAGUUGGCUGAGAUUUUACAAGAACAAAAUUUGACAUUCUUAUUUCCGUUGUUGGGUAUACAAUCAGAUUUAUGGAAACAAAUUACUAGUGAUCCCAAUCCAACACAAUUUUAUAAAUGGAUUAAAGAAAAUUUAGAUCCAGUUCACUAUACUGAUCCAGGCUUUAUAACUGCUUUAACUACUGUAAUGGUGAAAUAUAUAACUCAAGAGACAAAUAGUGGAGAAGGAUCUGCCUCUAAGACUGAUCUCGAAAAAGAGAAAAGUCUAAUUGAAAAAUUUAAACCCAUUAUGCGAACGUUUUUUGAUGAACGUAUUGAUUUACAAAUGAAUUCUAUUUAUGCUUUACAAUCCUAUUUCUUUUCUUUAGAUUUCCCUAAAGGAUUAUUAUUAAGAUGGUUCAAUUUAAUGUAUGAAUUAGAAAUAGUAGAAGAAGAAGCAUUUUUAAAAUGGCGAGAAGAUGUGACUGAUGUAUAUCCUGGAAAAGGAAAGGCAUUAUUCCAAGUUAAUACAUGGUUAACCUGGUUAGCCGAAGCUGAGUCGGAAGAUGAAGAAGAUGAUGACGAUUAGAUUUUAUAAUAAAAUGUUCCACAUUUUUCCGGUUUUUGGUUCUCCUGUAGAAUUAAUUAUGUUUGUUUAAUAUAGUAAUUUACUUAUUCUUGUAAAUGCCUUUUGUGGGGCAAAUUAUCUUAUUUAUAAUUUUGCCAAACAUUUAUUAAUAUAAAAUCAUAUAUGACUUAAAAAAUUCUAAAAAUAAUUUGACAAGAAAAUUUGUAAAAAAAAAAAAAAAAAAUCGUUUUGCUAAAUUUUGUGUUAUACUUCAAAUUAUACCUCAUUUUGGUUAAUUUUAUCAAUUAUUUUUUGCUAAUAAGUUCCCUAAAAUUCAUGUUACAUUAUUUAAGUAUAUCAAUAAAUGUAUAUUAGACAAAAA